AUGUUUCUUUCAAAAGUCUCCCGACUGUUGGUGAAGCUUGGUGAAGAAAUGAACAACGAUUUCAGGAAUGGCGAAAAUAUGAAGUGGGUUUGCAUGAACCGAAUGUUUACGUUCUACUCUUUUCAACCUCAUACUUAAAGAUUUUCAUACUUAUAAGGUCUAAAAUACUUAAAAGAAUAUUAAAAAUGAGGGCUGUGAAUCUUCAUUGGCACGUUCCUUCCUCCGGUUUUAAUGAGUAGAAUUCCGCUGUCAUCCUGUCACCAUCUCUUCAUAGAGCCUCCUGCCUCCUCCGCAGGCCCUUACUAUUUAUAGAUCAGUGUAUAUAUAGACAUAUCAGUUUAAUAUAUAGAUCAGUGGCUGAACAAAUCUGUUGCCUUCGCCCCUCAAUCAAAACUCUAUCCUCCAAUGUCUCCCUUUAUCCUCCUCCCCGCGAAUUUAAUAAAGCGACUGGGGACGAGGCAGAUAGAGCCUCUCUUUUUACGCAACCUCGCCCUGUAAUUUACGUGGAAUGUACAUGUAAACUGAAUCAAGCAUUUGGUAUCUAACUCGCAACUCUCCCAAGUGCAAGAUAAUUAUCCUUACCCCUCGCUUGGGCUUUUUUAUACUUCUAUAUAACUCGCACUAUCUGAAAAAUUACAUAUUACACGUUUUCGACAGGAAACAAAGUCAAAGUUUUGGCAAGCCUUGGUUUGCUAGAGAACUGCAAGAUAUCGAGGGAUUUGCAGAUGAAAAUGUAAUGUGAUACUUAAAUAUAUACUAACAUUGUCAACUUUUUGUAAUUACGAUUGGAAGAAAAUGUAUUCCUCCGUGUUUCUUCAACAAAGGAAACUGGUGUAUUUCUGACUAAUUUGCGAAUUUUGUUUUCUGUAGAAUAUAAUUGAUAUUGCAGGGAAUGUGUUUGUGGAUAGUGAGCCGGAAGUUCUGCCUCCCGAGGUACGGGUAGAUAUUUUCUGAUAUUUAGAACCAUCAUACUGACACGCAAGAUCUUUUCAGCCUUUCUUUGCAUGUAUAAAUUCUACUAAAAAAAAACGCUCAUACUUACACUUAGCCGGGGUGGUUGACGUUUGGAGGUGACACAGACAUAGAUUCCAAACACGAGCGCGCCAAUGGCGCAGCAAUCCUAUGCCCUUCGGCGACACCAUAGCCUACGGUGUAUACCCCAGGUUUCUGCUGGGGUCUACACCGUAGGCUAGCUACACCACUGCAUAGACAUUAUAAUACUAGUUCAUGAAAAAAUUAGCCAUCCAUUCUUUUAUUCUUGUUGAAUGAUAGUCCUUGAAACUAUGUUCAAAUAUACUUGGAUCAAGCACACUCGUGAAACUGAAUAAGUUUCUUACGCAGUCCACGGGAUAAAGCCUGGUUCACUGACUAGCAAUUUUGUCGGUGAUUUUGUGUUUCUGAUGGAUGCAAAUGAGUGAACUCGCACGCAAAAGUGUCGAGUGUCAAUUCUAUAAGUCUUCUGCAUGUCAUUCAUUUGAUCACAUUUGCCAUGCAGGAGGAGAAAAAUCGCCGACAUGCAGAAUUGCUAGUGUGAACCAGGCUUAAAGUUUGAUUGCACACAUCCUAGUUCAUAUCCACAUUUUGGGAAGUAUUCUGCUUUUUCCAGGUUGAUUUGCUAGAUAUGUCCACUGUGGAUGUGAUACUGAUAUCAAAUUGUUUUUUUAUGUUCGCACUGCCAUACAUCACAGAGGUAUAAUAUUUUUGCAUGUAAUACUACCGAAGAUUUGUGACGUGUAUAUUGUGGAUUGUGCAUGUAUUUCUUCACUUGCGCAUGUAUUUCUUCACUUGCGAGUUGCAUUCGUUUCUAUUUUGCUGUGUUAUGAUAUCUUCUAGCAUACGAACUUUUCUGGUACAAUCUACGCAACAGAACCUACGCUUCAAAUGGGAAGGUAAUACUUUCAUCUUACAUGGUAUACACCUGUUGAACAUAUUUCUUCAUUCUUUAUUCUUUAUAGACAUUAUUUCAUUAAAAUGGUCCCAUUUGAACAUGCUUACUCCAUGAGUUAUCAGGGUUCCAAAUAGAAGCUGGCACCCAUGCGAUUUUCGCCGUUUAUAACCUAGACAAUCGCUAGUUAUUUCUCGAAAUUAUAAGCCAAAAUAUUUCCUACUCACCUUAAUUAGUAAUGUCAAGGGAAGCGUUUGUCGCUUUCAAACCACACAUUUUACACGAUAUUCUUUGUUAAAUAUUUGGAUAUGAAAUUUCGAAAACUAGUGUUCAAAAUGACUAGAAAUGCCAUUUCAAAGUGUCUAAAUUUCAAAAUCUUCAUGCAUUAUGUGAAGGUCCACUCCCAUCCCUAGAUGAGUGGUACUGUAACUCUGGCGCUAAAUACCGCCUACUUCUUUCAAAAAGUCUCCUACUCCAAAUUCUAUUACGAAGUUGGGGAACCCUGUGAGUGAGUUAUACUACUUCGUUUGCCAUGAAAAGAAGUUGUUCUUUCGUUAUACUGUAGUUUUACAUUUAUAUGGAUAUAGUAAUUCUCUUAAAUGCAUAGUGUUGAAACCAAAAAACCCUAAGACUUCAUAACGUUGAACUGCAUAAGACUUUAUUUGUAGUGAACUGAUGCAUGAAAUGGUUACAUUUGCUGAGCGAGUACCUAAAUUAGCCAACGGCACUGCUUGGAAAAGAGCUGAAAUAAAAAGGU
Paramuricea clavata is the source of this 2642-nucleotide messenger RNA. The record is from the annotation of a GenBank genome assembly. Lineage: Eukaryota; Metazoa; Cnidaria; Anthozoa; Malacalcyonacea; Plexauridae.